Aegilops tauschii subsp. strangulata is the source of this 750-nucleotide messenger RNA. NCBI's taxonomy places the organism in Eukaryota, Viridiplantae, Streptophyta, Magnoliopsida, Poales, Poaceae. The record is from RefSeq and is a predicted model, not a curated record.
AUCGGAUCGGGGCCCGACCACGCACGUCGCCCCGCCGCUGGACCUCGACGCCGCCCGUAACGCCUCCGCCUCGGUCACCCCGUCGCCGCUCGGAUCGCCGCGCCGCCGUCCUCUUCGCCAUCACCGUCGUCGUUGCUUCCACGUCCUCCUCCCCACGGGUUGCCCCCGAGCCUCGUCGCCCUCUUCUCAGCAAACGCGGGUAAGGCCCCCGGCCUCCUCUCCCCCUCGCCCCGCGCUCACCACGACCACGCCGCGCCCCUACCACCGACAGCUCUGCCGACUCCGCCCGCUCGCUCCUGCUGUGCUCUGCUCCGACGAGCUCCGCGCCCGCGUCGCCACGCAGCAGCUGCUGCUUCUUCGCUGCGCCGCCGCUCACCGUUGCGGCUUGUCGCACGCACUGCCCGCCGCUCUCUCACGCCCCUGUCUCUGCCCCGUACCCCCUCACUCCGCUCUCGCCGCAUACGGCCGCGUCGCGCUGCCCGUGCCCCGUUCGCCCCGCGCGGCCACUCCAUCGCGUGCGCCGGCGCGCCUUCCCCGCUCUGGCCGUCGAGGCCCGCACCCGCCGUGGCCUCCUUCGGUCUCCCCUGUCCGCUUACGCCGCCAGUCAUCACCGUCCCACGCCGUGCGGCUCGCCUUGGCUACCGUGCUCGUCGCCGCUUCCCUGCCGUUGUCCCGACCCUGCACUGGCCGCGCCACCCCUCACCGCCGGCCCCAGGCCACUGGCCUUCCCCUGCUCCGGUGCCCUGCCGG